AUGCCGACGAACGGAAACCUCACAAAGGGUACUAUCCUAAUUACAGGCUUAAAUGGGUAUCUGGCUGGCCGAACGGCUGAGCUCCUGCUGCAAGAAGGAUAUCGAGUUCGUGGCACCGUUCGCAACAAAUUAGCAGGCCAGAAAGUGAAGGUCGCCCUUUGUCGCCUAGGUUAUUCUGCAGAUGAUAUCGAGGUGAUACAGAUCUCUGACAUAUGCCAACCCGAGCCUCUCGAGCUUGCCGCCGAUGGAUGUUGUUCAAUUUUCCACCUUGCCUCACCCAUUGCUGAUAUAUGGACGCUUCCUCCUACAGAAGUGGUCCGGAUAGCUGUAGACAGCACGGCGAACGUUUUAAGUGCAGCCAUGAAGCACGCUCGUACUAUGAACAGCGUUGUACUUAUGUCAUCAGCUGCAGCCUUGUUCAACCUCCCAUUAGAGAGUCGACUCUAUACAGAGAGCGACUGGAAUACCACAUCUAAAGAGAUCGUUGAUCGAGAUGGAGAUGAAGCGGGAGGUUUUCAUGCUUAUCUCGCUAGCAAGACAGCCGCUGAAAAGUUAUUCUGGAAAUUCAGAGAUGACCACCGCCCAACGUUCGGGAUGACGGCUCUCCAGCCUACAUAUUUCGUGGGGCCACCGCUUAUUCCCUGGAAAAGUCCAGGGCAUAUUCCGUACUCCAAUAGUGACUUCUGGAAAGUUGUUUCAGGAGAGGAAGUGCCCGGCCCGAUGAUGCUCUAUGGCGAUACAGUCGACAUAAGAGAUGUUGCACGAAUGUUGUUGUGGUCAGCUCAGAACCCUCAGAAGGCUGAUGGGGAACGUUUUGCGUGCUCUUCAGCCGCUGGGUGCGGUCAGGCUAUUGCCGACAUAUUAAGGAGAGACAUGCCUUCGCUAAAGGUACAGCAAGGACUACCCGGAAAGGGGUACUCACCAGACUACAAGCCUAGGGCCGGUACGUUCGGGUUCGACUCUAGCAAAGCCGUAUCAGCUACGGGUAGGGACUGGAUUUCAUACGAGCAGAGCGUUUUAGAUCUCGCGCAGUUUUUACAGCGGUAUCUCUCAUGA
Molecule: messenger RNA, 1056 nt
Organism: Xylaria bambusicola
Lineage: Eukaryota; Fungi; Ascomycota; Sordariomycetes; Xylariales; Xylariaceae
Exons: 3
Coding region: 1-1056 (351 amino acids)
Molecular function (GO): oxidoreductase activity, acting on the CH-OH group of donors, NAD or NADP as acceptor
Source: RefSeq, a predicted model, not a curated record